This is a messenger RNA of Silurus meridionalis, 674 nucleotides long. RefSeq names its product ribonuclease kappa-A-like. Gene Ontology annotation, molecular function: RNA endonuclease activity. Lineage: Eukaryota; Metazoa; Chordata; Actinopteri; Siluriformes; Siluridae. The record is from RefSeq and is a predicted model, not a curated record. Bases 100 to 393 code for a protein of 97 amino acids. The transcript has 3 exons.
AAGUCACCUGACUCGUGCAGAUGACUAUUGACAGACUCAGACGUAGGAAGAAUUUUGGGUAACUAAUAUAAAGUUGCUUUUGUUUGGUCUGUACGGAAAAUGGCUUCUUUUAUCUUCUGUGGUCCGAAAUUGGCAACAUGUAUGCUGGUGUUGAGCAUGUGGGGAGUCAUUAUGCUGGCAAUGCUGGGGAUUUUCUUCAGUGUUCAUUCAGCUGGACUUAUUGAGGACGUGCCUUUAAAGGAGGAAGACUACCAUCAGAUUCAGGACGUGUACGCUGUCUACAAUAAUGUUGGCUACAACUGCUUCAUUGCUGCAGGAAUCUACGUGGUGAUCGGCCUGGUGUCUUUUGUUCAAGUCCGACUAAACAAGCGUAAUGAUUAUCUUGUGCGUUAGCGCCAUCUGGUGGCUGGAUAAAUCCAACUCCUUGAAAGUCAUUUAACUGUAUAUUAAAGAAGAAAAAUGUUUGAUUUUUAAUUUGUAAAAAGCCAACAUUUCCACUUUGUACAGCAUUCUCAGGUUUAUAUCUUAAAUAAGAUCAGUGUGGGAUUAUUAUUUAUGGAAGGAGGAUUGUUGUAUUUAGUUCAUUCUUUACAUUUUCUCACCAGGUGUAUUGUAGACCAAAUGCUUUAAGACUUUUAACAAUAAACAUGUGCCACUGUCAGGCUAAAAGUAAA